AAUAUUACAAACACCUCCCCCCUCUAAAGAUCAAGGUGGUCUGUGCAGUAGGAACCUUUUUUGACCAUCAUCUACCAAGUCCCCUUAAAAUUCUACGAUACCCAGACCACUAAGAACGCUCAUUAAAGAUACACUAUGGUCUCAUUCUUGCAAUCCUGUAGGAACUCCUUCCGUAAAGAGAAACGAAACACUGUCCAUCUUGAUAACGUUAAAGCUUCACCAAGUUUACCCGAUUUAGGUGAAACCUUAGGUAAACCAUCUAGAUUCGCUGAUGAGAUUGCACAAUCUGUUCAAGGUCUUGAUUUUAAAAGAGAUGAUUUUUCGCCAAAUCAUUUGCAAGUACCGCAGAAUCUAAACGUCAGGUUAUCAACUGUUUCAGAUAACACGCGCAGGUUUACCAAGCCGAAUUCCUUGACUUCACGCAACGCGCGUCGGAGAAAGACACCACGCUCACUUAAUGUUAUGGUCGCUGGUGGUAUACGCACCGGUAAGACGAGUCUUUUGAGGUUGAUUUUGGACACUGUCAAACUCAGUCCAACAUCGAAUAUUACUCAGCGUACAGAAGCAACAAUCUCUUUCACCAAUAAGCAUCAACCAAAACAACCACUCUAUCAAAUGUCCUUCGACGUCGGUGGUGAUGUCAACAGUGACCGUACUAUGCUUACUCUCACCGAUACACCGGGUUUGAAUUACCAAGACAGCCAACAACUCAGCGAGAACACGGAUAUGAUUAUUAAACAUAUUGAACACCUCUACACGCAAACACUUGAAGAAGAAUCCCGAGUCAACAGAUCAAACAGCUCACAAGCUCUCGAUAGACAUAUCCAUGUUUGCGUAUACAUGAUCGAUCCAGCGAGAUUGAUCGAAUCUCAUAAUGGCUCACUAACACUUCAACCUACUGAACUUCAAACUAUAAUAAGUCUAGCGAAGAGAGUCAAUAUAUUACCUGUUAUAGCCCAUGCUGAUAGUCUCACUGAUAAUACCUUACGUCUGGCAAAGGAUGGAAUAUUGUCAGAUUUGGCUAAUAUCGGUUUCAAAUUCGAGAUACUAGGUUUGAAUGAGAGGGCAUCAACACCUGAUUCGAAUGCCCACUUGAGUGAUCUAGACGAUGAUCAUAAUAAUUCUACGAAAUUGAUCAAGAUUCGUCAUAGAGCUAAAUCUGCUACACCUUCAGUAGCAUCGACAGAUAAUUCACAUAUGACAAACUUGGAUCCAGUUCCUUAUGCUAUAGUCAUACCUGAGAGGUUUGAUAAACCAUCGACAACUAGGAACUUUAGAUGGGGAGUUGUUGAUGUUCUCGAUAAUCAGCACACUGAUUACAAUGCUUUAUAUGAUGUCUUAUUUGGUAAUAACUCUGACUCACUUAGAAUACGCACAAGAGAGACUCUAUAUGAAUCAUUCAGAAGGGAAGCUUUAAUAUCUCGCCAGAAGGACGCCGAUAGUGGACCAAAGAACUUGUCUUCAAUCAGAAAUUCCAACAUAUACAAGAAAAGACAAACAAGCUUUAAUUGAUCAUAAAACCCGGAUUACCAAUGAUCAUAAUUUCUUUAAUAUCUUCACUUAUCUUCUAAAUACCACUUACUCAUCUUAUUAUUACACUCGUUUGAUUGAAGAUUAGGAUAAUCUUCAAUCUGGAAAUGUAUUCUUUUUAUUGUUAUGUUUGUCAUAUCUAAUACAUAAGCUUUAUUCAUUAAACGUUAUAAUGC
Molecule: messenger RNA, 1706 nt
Organism: Wallemia mellicola CBS 633.66
Lineage: Eukaryota; Fungi; Basidiomycota; Wallemiomycetes; Wallemiales; Wallemiaceae
Exons: 2
Coding region: 136-1512 (458 amino acids)
Biological process (GO): cytoskeleton-dependent cytokinesis
Cellular component (GO): cell division site; cytosol; microtubule cytoskeleton
Molecular function (GO): molecular adaptor activity; GTP binding; GTPase activity
Source: RefSeq, a predicted model, not a curated record